Molecule: messenger RNA, 2919 nt
Organism: Filobasidium floriforme
Lineage: Eukaryota; Fungi; Basidiomycota; Tremellomycetes; Filobasidiales; Filobasidiaceae
Product: putative folic acid and derivative metabolism-related protein
Exons: 10
Coding region: 1-2919 (972 amino acids)
Biological process (GO): tetrahydrofolate interconversion
Cellular component (GO): cytosol
Molecular function (GO): ATP binding; methylenetetrahydrofolate dehydrogenase (NADP+) activity; formate-tetrahydrofolate ligase activity
Source: RefSeq, a predicted model, not a curated record
AUGUCUCCCUUGACUGAAGCUCAGAACCCUCAGGGUGGACAGGCUCCUAUGGAGGGCGUUCAGUCGACCGGCAAGGCCCAGACCAUCGAUGGAACCGCCGUCGCUCAACAAAUCCGCUCAGAUCUGGCCUCCCAAAUCUCCUCCCUCCGCAACACCUACCCUUCUUUCAAACCUCCUCACCUCCAGAUCCUCCAACUCGGCUCUUCCGCUGCUUCCUCGACUUACAUUCGUAUGAAACUCAAGGCCGCUCAGGAAUCGGGAAUGACCGUCGAACACAUCCAGGUCCCCUCCGAUGCCGAGUCUGGAGAGUCCGAGGGCAAGGGCGUGGAAGAGAUCGAGAGGUUGGUCAAGCGGGCGAACGGGGAUCCCAAGGUCAGCGGGUUGUUGGUGCAGCUGCCCCUCGAAGGAGCUACGCCGGAGCAGGAGAGGGUCAUUGUAGAGACCGUCGGAGUUGACAAGGAUGUCGAUGGAUUCCACCCGGAAAACAUUGGACACCUCUCGUCCCGUCUCUCUACCCCGUUGUUCACCCCUUGUACCCCGGCCGGAGUGAUCAAGCUCAUCGAUAGCACCGGUGUCAAGAUCGCUGGAUCCAACGCCGUCGUCCUCGGCCGAUCGGACAUUGUCGGAACUCCCGUUUGUGCCUUGCUCAGGCGACGUGAUGCGACCGUCACCCAGUGUCACUCGAGGACCCAAGGGUUGGAGGCCAUCUUGAAGGACGCCGACAUCGUCGUCGCUGCCAUCGGAAAGGCCGAGUUUGUCAAGGGAGAGUGGUUGAAGCCGGGUUGCGUCGUCAUUGAUGUCGGUACCAACUACAUUCCUGACUCGAGCAAGAAGUCCGGUCAACGUCUCGUCGGUGACGUUCACUUCGAGUCGGCCUCGCAGGUCGCUUCGCACAUCACCCCCGUCCCUGGUGGUGUCGGUCCCAUGACCGUGGCCAUGCUUAUGAACAACACGUUCGAGGCCGCCAAGCGUCAGUGGGAACAGGGUCGGGAGCGCAAGGUCAAGCCCUUGAAGUUGAAGCUUCUCGACAACGUCCCGAGCGACAUCGAGAUUGCCGUCGCUCAGACUCCCAAGCCCGUCGUCGAUGUUGCCUCUGAGAUGGGUCUGAUCCCGGACGAGGUCGAGUCGUACGGCAAGUACAAGGCCAAGGUCGAGCUCUCCGUCCUCGACAGGCUCAAGGAGCGAAAGGAUGCCAAGUACAUUGUCGUCGCUGGUAUCAACCCUACCCCAUUGGGAGAGGGUAAAUCGACCACCACGAUCGGGCUCGCCCAGGCGCUCGGAGCCGAGUUGAACAAGACUGCCAUCGCCUGUGUUCGUCAACCUUCUCAAGGACCUACUUUCGGUGUCAAGGGAGGAGCCGCUGGUGGUGGAUACUCGCAGGUCAUCCCCAUGACCGAGUUCAACCUCCACUUGACCGGUGAUAUCCACGCCGUUACCGCUGCCAACAACUUGUUGGCCGCCGCUCUCGACGCGAGGAUGUUCCACGAGAGCCAACAAUCCGACAAGGGUCUCUUCAGCCGACUCUGUCCCCCCAAGAAGGGAGUCAAGACCUUUGCGCCUCCCAUGCUCAGGCGACUCCAGAGGCUCGGAAUCAACAAGACCAAGCCCGAGGAAUUGACCCCGGAGGAGAUCACCAAGUUUGCCAGGCUCGACGUCGACCCGGCUACUGUCACUUGGAACCGUGUCAUCGACACCAAUGAUCGAUACCUUCGAAAGAUCACCGUCGGUCAGGCGCCUACCGAGGCCGGAGUUACCAGGGAGACCGCCUUCGAUAUCGCUGUCGGAUCCGAGGUCAUGGCUGUCCUUGCCCUCGCUACCGAUCUUGCCGACCUCAGGGAGAGGCUCGGAAAGAUGGUUGUCGGGACCAGCAGGUCAGGUGACCCCGUCACUGCCGACGACGUCGGCUGUGCCGGUGCCAUGGCCGUCCUGAUGAAGGACGCCAUCAAGCCUACCCUCAUGCAGACCUUGGAGGGUACCCCCGUCUUCGUCCACGCCGGUCCUUUCGCCAACAUUGCCCACGGAAACUCGUCUAUCAUUGCCGACAGGAUCGCUCUCAAGCUCGCCGGUACCGAGGAGGGUGACGACGCCGAUCGUGCCGGAUACGUCAUCACCGAGGCUGGUUUCGGUGCCGAUAUUGGAAUGGAGAAGUUCUGCAACAUCAAGUGCCGAGUAUCUGGACUCAAGCCGAACGCGGUCGUUAUCGUCGCUACCGUUCGAGCCCUCAAGAUGCACGGAGGUGGACCCCCCGUCACCCCCGGAAAGCCCUUGGCUGACGUCUACCAGCAGGAGAACCUCGAGCUCCUCGAAAAGGGUUGUGCCAACUUGGGCAAGCACAUUGAGAACGCCAAGAAGUACGGUCUCAAGGUCGUUGUCGCUGUCAACCAAUUCUCCGCCGAUUCCCCCGCCGAACUGCAGUUGGUUCAGGACUACUCGUUGGCCAACGGUGCCGACUUCGCCGUGCCCUCGAACCACUGGGCCAAGGGUGGAAAGGGAGCCGUCUCCCUCGCCGAGGCUGUCAUCAAGGCUUGCGAAGGCGAAUCCCAGUUCAAGUUCUUGUACGACUUGGACAAGUCGCUGGAGGAGAAGAUUAGGAUCAUCGCCACCGAGAUGUACGGUGCCGACGGUAUCGAGCUCAGCGAGGAGGCCAGGAAGCAGAUCGAGACUUACACUCGACAAGGAUUCGGCAACUUGCCCAUCUGCAUGGCCAAGACCGCCUUGUCUUUGUCCGACGACCCCAGCAAGAAGGGUGUGCCUACCGGGUUCACCCUCCCCAUCAACCGGGUCAGGCUCUCGGCCGGUGCCAACUUCGUCUACCCCUUGGUCGGAGACAUGUCGACCAUGCCCGGUUUGACCACUCGACCUGGAUUCUACGACAUCGACUUGGACCCCGAGACCGGAGAUAUUACCGGCCUUUUCUAG